UUCUCAUUGGCGUUGCGUUAAUUUCAAGCAUUAUUUGGGUGUUCGGUGCAGAUCCCAUUUCCCAGGAACACUUUAUUUGUUCGGUCAGUUACAUAACUGACAAUACAUACUGUAUUACAGCACAGUGAAUAUAUUGGUGUCUCUAAAGUACAUCGGCGCAAACCGAAACGACCUUCGAACAAAAAGUGACCUUGAGGAAGUAAUCAGCUGACUGUAUCAUUUUCGUAAGUAAUCAUGUCAAUGCGGAGGAGUUAUGCAUAUACAAAAAUAGAAAGAAGCCAUUGAUGGCUUUGUAUACAGAUGUAUUGAGUGCCAAAGGAAGAAAUCGGUUCGAGAAGGUUUGUCGUUGUUUUGUUAGUUAACAGAUCCCUUAGGAACUUUUCUCUCAAGGUCUAAACUACCUUUGACGAAAAUUUUAAUGAUCUGUAACUUCUGGGUCCUGAAAAGAGCAGUCACAGCUACAGCUUAUGAAACAGAAAAUUCAGAGGUGUCAGAAGUGCAAUGGUACAACUACUGCAGAGAUGUUUCCUCCUGGAAAAUGAACACCCUGACUCAAGUUUUCGGAGGAGUCGGCAGCAUAGUCCAUAUCGAUGAGACUGUACUUAUAAAAAGGAAAUACAACCGUGGGAGAUUACAAGCAAACCAGUGGUGGAUACUGGGUAUCUACGACACGACACUGCGCAAAGGGUAUAUAGAAGCGAUUCCCAGUCGCAGUGCAGCAGUAUUAGUGCCUAUUAUUAAGCGUUUGGUGUUGCCGGGGACGACUAUUCAUACAAAUGAAUGGAGCGGAUACCGUCAAUUAUCGAAUCAUGGGUACAUUCAUCAUGUUGUUAAUCAUACGGACGGUUUCCGGAAUCCUUUAGAUGGAACCCACACCAGUUCCAUUGAAAGUUUUAGGAGUCGUCUAAAAAGACGUAUAAGAGCGGUUAAUGGAUCGAGAAAUACCAUGAUUUACAGUUACCUGGAUGAAUUUAUAUACCGAAACUGGUUUCAUACGACUAUGAAGACUCCCAUGAGAAACUGGGAGGUUUUUUGAGAUAUAUACGCGAGCGCCAUCCUUUGUAACUGUUUAUUAUGAUUGCAUUACUUUUAUAUAAACCGUUUUUUACAAUUAUGCGCCUUCCUUUUGAGUCUUCUCAUUGGCCGAAGUUGUCCCUGUCAAGGUCAUUUUUGCGUUAAAAGGUCGUUUCGGUUUGGGCCGCUAUUCUUUAGUGUCACCAUAUAUAUUUACUGAAUUCAGUGAAUUCUUUUGGCACCAAAGUCUAAGGAGAUGGCAAGAGUGUCGAAACUCAUCCAACGUUUUGUAGAGCGAAUCUUAUAUCAGUAUUAAAUAUUCAACAGUUAGGUUAAUCGUGAUGAGAACAAUAUAUUUGAUGCAGCAUAUAAGUAUCUAUGUAUAAUCUGUUGUUUUUCGAAAAUCGGAAGGCCGGUAUCAAAGAUCACACAAUGGCGUCAUCAAAUCCGCUGUUGUCUCUGGGUCCAUUUUCAAUGCUUCUGCUGGGAUUCCAUCUGGUCCUGGUGCUUUCGGUCUUUAUGUUGAAUGCAGAAGAUUUGCAAACUGAUUUCAGAGUAAUCGGUUACUCUCAUCACCUCCGGCCAUUGAGGGGUACUACUCGCUCUCAAUAGGCUGCUCUUCACAGUAUUCGUAACUUGCUGUCAAACUAUCACGAUAAAACCCUCUCCAUUAACCCACUUAAUUGAGAUGGAGGGCUCAUGUAGUGAAUCAGUUAAGGUAUAAUCACAUAUUCAUUGAUACAAUAAAUAUGUACAUCAUUUCUUUGAGAUUGUGAAAAGUCUCGAAGUAAUUGAGCAUUGGGCUCAGUGUGUAAAUAGUGUAUUUGUCAUUAUAUGUACUUUAGAUGAGUGAAAUUCGCCUAUUGAAUCGUCAGUUCAGUUCUAUUAUCUCAUUGCGAACUUUCCUAAGUGCUCUGCUAUACAAGAGCGUUGCAUUGUAGUGAGGGAUCCUUCCAAAGCCAUCUGCAACACCGGCGAAAUACCUUGCCAAGUGGAUCUGUAACACAUAGACUAUUCAAUUCCCAGUCUAAAUGUAUGACGCAUAGAUUCAUUUCGUCUCACCUUUGUAGUGAAAGACCGACCAGCAUAAGAUGUGCAGGUGAGGAUUGUAGCUUGACUACGUAAUGCACAAAACGGUAUAAUAUUGGGUAAAUAAUGAGCGAAAUGGGGAAGUGGUUAUCAUAAGAAACAUUUUAUCAUAUAACCAACAUUCGCUCAUUAUUCUACUAUUGGACAAGUCCAAAUAAUUCACGACUGUUGUCUCAAUGGGACGCGUAUUACGCACUGCAAGAUAUCUCGCAACUGGUUGAAUCCAUCACAAAAAUUUCUGGAAUAGAUGUAUUCUGUACAGUUAACUUGAAUUGUUCAAAGACCCUAACUAUGUCCCAUGACAACUCUCGUUUGAUAUAUCCUAAGGCAGGUCGAGCACGAAUCAAACUGGCUGUUAACACCGAAUGAAAUAGAUAAUACCUUCAUAUUUGGUGUCAACCAUCAUAUUCAAAACCUACCACCUCAUUAAUCGUCUUGCAUAUUGUGUUGAAUCAAUACAUGUGGAUUCCCAUUAUUUAUGAUACAGUUGCAAUUGUUAAUAUAACGCGAAGUAAAUUCCACUAGUUACCCCUGUAUUCAGUUCUCUGUCUCCCUCACAUUUCUGUCUUUUAUACUUCUUUCGAAUCUUUUAUCUUUUAUGUGCCUAGGCGUGCGUAACACAUGUCCUAACCAUCUCAGUCGGAAUAAAUUCACAACUUCAUCGAUUGAUUUCCUCACAUGUAUAUAUACAUAUAAGCAAAGGUUAACUUUGUCAUCUUAGCUCUCUGAGAAACUUUAACUAGUUUUGGCUACUGCUGAGUACGAUUCACUCUCAGAAGGUUACUUUUCACCGUGUUCGUGACUAACUACCAGUAAAAGUAUCAUGAUAAAAACACACUCCCUGCCCCCUCUCCACUUAAGUCAAAUAGGAGCCAUAUUUAACCUAUCGAUUAAAGUACAGAACUCAUCCUGUUUUUCCUCCGUUUUACAGUCAUUUGGGACUUAAGCGGAGAUCGUAUCUAGCAAUCUGACUUUCUCCCAACGGAUCCGUUCCGAUGGAAAGCACACAUACGACCAUCUACUAGAAUCCAGUCUAAUGGGGAUUUUUUCGCCCUAGUACUCUGUUAGUCCUCACAAACUAACCGGAGAAGGUCCUGAUAUCCGUAAGGUGAACUUAUCAGACUCAAUCUGUUGGUCAAGUGGAGUUAAGUCAAUGUCCAUACUUGGGUCUUGUAUCCGUGACUCUGAAACAUAACAUACAUCCAUGGCUCAAGAUACCAGAGUUCUGGCUAGUGAUGUCUGUUGUGCUAUUUAACAAAGGUUCCUGACGUUAAAUACUCCAAUAUGAAGUUGGCAGCGUGGUUUCAGGGGGCUAAGUAAACCAGAUAUCCGGUUCUUCUGACUC
Trichobilharzia regenti is the source of this 3448-nucleotide messenger RNA. The record is from the annotation of a GenBank genome assembly. Lineage: Eukaryota; Metazoa; Platyhelminthes; Trematoda; Strigeidida; Schistosomatidae.